GUGGGCGGAGGAGCGAAGGAGGGGGCGAUCGUAGAGUACCAGAAGCCUGGGCCUCUCCUGAGGGAAGACGAAGAGGAUCUUGAGAUUAAGCUCCGAAGAAUCAUCGAUAACGUUCCCGUUAAAGUCAGCAACACCUCCGGCAGCUCUGCGGGGUCCGGCUCCGGCGAUUUCCAUCAGUAUCGCCAAAUGAGACGAAAGGAACAAGAUCGGGUUGCAAGGAUGGAUGCAGACUACCAAAGGAGGAAAGAGAUAGCCGAGUUUAACAUGAGACGGGAGGAAAGAAUGAAAGCUGCAGAAGAGAGGACUGCCAAGAAACGCUUGAAACGACAAAAGAAGAAACAAAAGAAGAAAGAAAAGAAAACUAAGACGUGUGGUGAUGAUGGGGAAGAACAUCAAGGAGAAGAGAAUCACAAAGAAGAAUCUUCAGAUAGCGAGGAUUCGGAUUAUGAUGACAGUGAACAACUGAAGUUGUCAAUUUCGGAUAAGAUUCAUUAGGACCUGCUCCGUAUUGAUCAUGUGCACGCUAAAGUGUAAAAUGAAAUGCAGCCGAGAACUAUGAUUUUCCAGUGAUGAUCAUGAUGCCGCUGCUGCCUAGUUUAACUUUUUUCGAUACGGGGGCAUUAUAUCUGUGUUCAGUUCUAACAGUUCAUGAUGAUGUAUCUCAAGAGGAGCAUACUGAUAUGUCAAUGAAAGAUUAAGAUUGGGAUAUAUUUUGAUAGAUCUGAAUAUGGAUAGUCUUUUUUUUUCGUGUUCUUGUGGAA
Asparagus officinalis (garden asparagus) is the source of this 761-nucleotide messenger RNA. RefSeq names its product PRKR-interacting protein 1. The transcript is spliced from 2 exons. Lineage: Eukaryota; Viridiplantae; Streptophyta; Magnoliopsida; Asparagales; Asparagaceae. The record is from RefSeq and is a predicted model, not a curated record. Gene Ontology annotation, molecular function: double-stranded RNA binding; protein kinase inhibitor activity; protein kinase binding. Gene Ontology annotation, biological process: negative regulation of protein kinase activity. The annotation marks the transcript as partial. Gene Ontology annotation, cellular component: nucleolus.